This is a messenger RNA of Dissoconium aciculare CBS 342.82, 612 nucleotides long. RefSeq lists its product as uncharacterized. The record is from RefSeq and is a predicted model, not a curated record. Bases 1 to 612 code for a protein of 203 amino acids. The transcript is spliced from 2 exons. NCBI's taxonomy places the organism in Eukaryota, Fungi, Ascomycota, Dothideomycetes, Mycosphaerellales, Dissoconiaceae.
AUGGCGGUCCAGGCGACGGUCAACUCUCAGCCGCCAUGGAUGGCACGCAGAAGUAGAAAACGAUAUGAUCUCGACCUGCAGAUGCUACCACAACCGACCAUCUCCAUCCCACGGAAGAAGUCACUGGCUUCGGUACACUCUGCAUCAUCCAUCGAUAUCAACAGCCCCGAGAGCGCCAUACAAGACGACAGCAGCAGGACUGCCAGCAUACGCGAUUUCAACCAGGGCGACUCAUGCAGCAGCACAUCGUCCUCACCCAUCCUCGAAUUCCAAUCGAAAUCGAAGACUCAAAUCGAAGAUUCUCGACCGCUAUCAUCGCUUCCACAGGCCGCCUUGCCACGACGAAUCUCACACUCUUCACAUUCCGAACCGGAAGCCACCGCGCUGCCGUCAAGAAGGCCGAGUCGCGUCGCCGUCCCGCCAGACGUGGUCCAGAUGCUGCGGACGCAGAUCGCCGCCAACGAGGCGCAGAUUGCCGCCAAUUGUGCGCGGAUGGCGGAGAUCCAACUUGCCGGCGAUGAGGCCACCGCGGGGAUUCAGACCCGUCUGGCCGCCGUCUCGGAGAUCAACGACCAGCUCAAUCAGCUACGAUCCUUGCUUGCGAACAUGUAG